UCGAGGACUAUUCGAUAGCGCGGAGGAAAACCCAAGCCUUUCUUGUUAAUUUGAAGAGCUACAGACGAUGAACUCUCGGUCCAUGAAUAUGCUGGUUGUGGCGGUGACGCUGCUGGUCGCUUGCUGUGCGGUGGCAUUCGGCACGUACACGUACCCAGAGUGCGCGCCGAACGGCAAGGGAUGCUGUGAGUUCGGCACGGGCUUAAUGAGGAACCGAGGCUACAUAAUGAUCGCGCUCGAGGGCGACGACAUGGUCGUCACCUGCCACAACGGCGUGUUGCGCUGCUCGUACGAGAACCCGAACAAGAAGGCUCACUACGAGGCCGCCGAGAACGUCACCUGUCCCGACUUCUCCUCGAUGAUGGAGUCGCGCUCAGAGAUCACCUACCUCGAGGGUGUGCAGGCCAAGGUCCCGACUGACGACGAGCAGGCUGCCGGCACUGUCAAGGCGGCGGAUAUUUCGGCCUAGGCUUGUUGUAAACUCUAAAUUUUCGCUCGUUUCU
Molecule: messenger RNA, 503 nt
Organism: Phytophthora infestans T30-4
Lineage: Eukaryota; Oomycota; Peronosporomycetes; Peronosporales; Peronosporaceae
Exons: 2
Coding region: 68-469 (133 amino acids)
Source: RefSeq, a predicted model, not a curated record